GUAAUAGACAUAGUAUCCCUUUGUGCAAUCCCAAACACCUGGGCCUGAAAGCUCAUCUUUGUGUCUUUGAACUUCACUGGGAUUUUAGUCUUUUUUUCCCUUCUUUGCUGGGGAGCUGGAAUGCUGAAACAUCUACACCCUCCUGUCAUUGCACACACGCUGUUGGAGUUUUUGCAAUGAAAACAUAAUGGUAUGGAUCUGGCAGCUUGGAUCGUGCAGCUCAUUCAGCAGAUGCCAAUAACAGCUGAAUAUUAGAUAUUAUUAAGAAGAAGAUAUAAAAUAAAGCUGUGAGAUAGCAUAUGUUGGCUGGUAGCAAAUAUCUUCCAGAUGCUUGGAAGGAUGAGAUUCAGCUUGGGAGUUACUUUGAUAAAACUAUUGCACCAUUGCUGCCAGCUCAGUGUAUGUAUUCAAAACAGAAGGAUUUUGGAAACCCUUGUGAGACCAAUACCAACACUGAGUAGUAAAGGUCAGCACAUACAUUCCUAGUCAAGAGCCCACAGCUAUCAUGGCACUGAGAUUUGCUGCACAACAAGGCUGGGAUUCCUGUGACAGUUUAAAGCCAUGAAUGCUCCCUGCAUUUUGCCACCUCAUCAAGGAAUUUAGAAGGAUGAAGCAGACCUUAUUUUUCUCAUGGUGCUGGUGCCUGAGUUGGCUUUAUCUGGCCUAAGAAGAGCCAGUGGCUGUGGUGCCCAGGCAGGGGAUGGCAAAGGUGCCUUACAUGGGCACAGACUGCUGCACGACCUACCUCUGAAACCUACGAGCAAAGAUCUUGCUGGUGUUUCAAUAAUGAUGUGUCCCAGCACCCUCCUUUCUCCUGCACCUCUCCUCACAAGAAGGGAUGAGUAAGCAGCAACACCUGUGGCAGGCAGUGCCUGUGAAGGACCUGCACAUGCAGUGAGAGAAGCACAGGUCAGCACUUGGGCACCCUGCCUACAGCACCUACCCCUGGGUGGUGGAGGUGGGUGGAGAGGGACCUGCCCGUGCCCAGCAAGGAGGAAACCUGACUCCUGGGAGCUGGAUCCCGAAGAAACUGCACUGCCAGCACUGUAAAAAGUAAAUAUCUGAGGGGAAACAGUCAGAAAAGAGAAAAGGUCUUUUCCUCCGAGCCUGAGACACCACAGAGGUGACUCUUCUGAAAUUUCACAGGUAAAUCCUAGCCUUGCCUGCAGUGACAGCAGAUCCCAGCAGGAGCUGAGAUGGCCACUGCACCAAAAGAGGCAGAAAAUGCUAUUGGCUUGGAGGAAAUCCACACAGAGAGAAAAGAACCAUCAAAAGGACAAAAGACAUUUACAGUGGAAGAAGCUGUGGAAACCAUUGGGUUUGGGAGGUUUCAUAUCAUGCUUUUCCUCAUCAUGGGCAGCACUGGGGUGGCUGAAGCCAUGGAGAUCAUGCUGAUAGCUGUUGUGUCCCCUCUCAUCCGAUGCGAGUGGCAGCUCCAAGACUGGCAGGUGGCUUUAGUGACAACAAUGGUGUUUUUUGGCUACAUGGUGUUCAGCAUAGUGCUCGGGCUCCUGGCUGACCGGUACGGCCGCUGGAAGAUCCUGCUGCUCUCCUUCCUCUGGGCAGCCUAUUUCUCCCUGCUGACCUCGUUUGCCCCAUCGUACAUCUGGUUUGUGUUCCUGCGGGCCAUGGUAGGAGGUGGCGUGUCGGGCCACGCGCAAGGACUUAUCAUAAAAACAGAAUUUUUGCCCACCAAAUAUCGGGGAUACAUGUUGCCCUUAUCUCAGGUGUUUUGGUUGGCAGGAUCCUUGCUGAUCAUUGGCCUGGCAUCAGUGGUGAACCCAACCAUUGGCUGGUGGUGGUUGAUCAGAAUUGCCUCCAUCCCUGGCAUCCUUCUCAUCCUGGUGUUCAAGUUCAUCCCAGAGUCGGCACGGUUCAACGUCUCCACGGGAAACACAGGGGCUGCGCUGGCCACGCUGCAGAGGAUUGCCAGGAUGAACAGAGCGGCCGUGCCAGAGGGGCAGCUGAGGGAGCCUGCCAAGGAAAGAAGGGGAAGAUUCAAGGACCUCAUCCACCCCAAAUACCUCAGAACCACUUUGCAGAUAUGGAUCAUAUGGCUUGGCAUAGCUUUUGCUUACUACGGUGUCAUCUUGGCCAGUGCUGAGCUGCUGGAGCGGGACCUUGUCUGUGGCUCUGCAGCCCCACCGCUGCAGGACUCCAGUGAUGACUCUGAGGAGAGCCACAGCCCCUGCUACUGCCACAUGUUUGGGCCUGCUGCCUACCAGACCAUGAUCAUCAGCACAGCCGGGGAGAUCGCACUGAAUCCUGUGAACAUUCUCAGCAUCAAUCUCCUCGGAAGACGUCUAAGCCUCUGUAUCACCAUGGGAUGUACAGCUCUAUUCUUUCUUCUCCUUAAUAUCUGCACCUCAAGUGCAGGCAUGGUUGGCUUUCUCUUCAUGCUGCGUGCCUUGGUUUCAGCCAACUUCAACACCAUCUACAUUUACACGGCAGAGGUUUAUCCCACCACAAUGAGAGCACUGGGGAUGGGGACAAGUGGGGCAUUGUGCCGUGUGGGAGCAAUGGUGGCUCCAUUUAUAUCACAAGUUCUUAUGAGCGCUUCUUUCCUGGGAGCCCUGUGUCUCUUCUCCUCUGUGUGCAUCAUCUGUGCCAUCUCUGCAGUGACGCUGCCCAUCGAGACCAAGGGCAGGGCCCUGCAGGUGGGUACCACCACACCAGGAGCUCCUGUGGCUCCAAAUGCUCUUAGGGACUCGUAGGUGAUGAUGCAGCCAGAAUCCAGCCCAGUUCUCCUGAGCUUUCUCAAGCCUGACAGGCACUCACAGGAAUGUGCUGCUGCAGCAGCUUCAAUCACUGUUACCCCAGUUGCCCAAAGCUUGCUUCUUGUGAAAGAACAAGCCAGGCUGCCAGCCCCAGCCACCUCAUGUGAGUAUGUGAGCUUUAGCUUGUGCAAGCCCCUCCUUGCAUCUCUCUCCAAUCCUGACUUGAAGGUGCAGCUUCCCAGGCACGUGCUCUGCUCUGCCUGUGCUGCAAGGAGAGAGGACAGCAGAGGCACAGAGCACCUAAACUACCAAUUUCUUAAUCAAAUUCAAGGCCCCUUCAUCAGUCCAUCAGCUAAACCAUUGUGGUCAGUGUGUUCUAUAAAGCAAUUAGCCAAAGCAUUAAGCGCAAAGAUUAAGGGGGAAAGUUUAAAUUUAACAGUCUCCAGCAUGCAAGUCACACAGUUUAAUUAUAGGAGGUGGUGAGCAGUCCUGUGAUUCCAAUAAAUUCAUCUAUACCAGCAUAGAGAUUUUCGUGGCAUGCAGCAGCAUGGCUACACCACUCUGUGUCACUUUGUAGUCUGACCUGUAUAGACCACAAGACAAGACCUCAGGUUAAGAAUAAUCCAUAUUCUUUAGCAGCCAUAUUCUUAAUAAUGAAUAUUCUUUAGAGCAUGGCAGGUGUUUGAUCGAACUAGUGUAGGAGGGCUUCCAAACCAGACUUCAAAAAACCCAUCCCUUCAAACACAGGGAUUGCCUGUCAGAAGUGAGACCUUUUGGACAUAUCCAAACAUGUUAUUUUCCAUAUCCAUACCUGUUGGGGUUUAUGUGCAUUUUAUUAAUUUAAUGUAUUAUUUUUUGUUUCCCCCUUUUUAGCAAGUAAAAUGAGAGCGAAUGUUUGAUGUUGGAUUGGGUAUGAAAGAAAAAUAAAUCCCUGGAAUCUGUCACUUCCUGUGAGCUGCAUUUGAUGUUCAUUGCUUCUCCAUACCGUUUCCAUUAUAAAAAAAUGCAGCUGAACAGUGUAAGAGCUAUGAUUUGUGUAGACAAAUGGUAAAUUUCUCAAGGACCUUUCCUUUCUUAUGAUUCAAUAAACAAAUGUUUUCUACCCUUUGUGGGAAGUAAGAUGAAGAUUCUUUACUUCUAGUGCUAUCAAUAGUGACGCUGCACACAUAAUAUUUAAAACAAAGAGGAAACUCCUUAAGUGAAUUGAGGUAAAGGGGGAGAAAUACACAAAGCAGAUAACAGUCUCUGCCAUAGCAGCUUGAAAGGAUGUAGUACUUUCCUCAACUUUUUUGUGGAAAUACCAUCUGCAUAGAAGUAGUAAAAUUUGGAUCUCAAACCACACUGCAGUGGUGAUUUGUGAUCACUGUUAGGGUGAUACUUAAGACCACAAAAUGGAAGGUGAGUCAGAUUUUUUCAAGUGGAUUAUUUGAAGAGAGACAUUCUCAAGCAGGUUACAGCAAACAGGUAAGUAACUGGAUGUAGAGUACAUUCCCUCUUCUCUCCUCACCAUUUUCCACUGGAAAAUUUUCCAUUUUCCACUCCCUUUCUCUCCAAGGGAGAACAACUUGAGUGUGAAGUUGAAUCUUUAGGACUUCAGGUUGUGAUGGCAGUGCAUCUUUAUUUUUUUAAUUCUCUGCUACUGUAGCAUGCCCUGAUCACACUUCUGUUGCUAGAAUAGUCUCCCUCACCAUUUUGUUCUGCUCCUUCUCUACUGUUUUCUGUUUCCUGGUACUCUGGGAUGGUAUCACAUACAAGCAACUCUCUUCAGAUAGUUAAAACUUUCCAUAUAAAAACCAAACCAAACAACAGCAACAACAGCAAUAUUUUUUAAAAAGCAAACAAAUAAAAAAGACACUGGGCAGCCUAAAAAUCACCACAUGAUCAGAAGUUAUGUCAAAGGCCUCUGCAAACACAACUGAGUGUUUUUGGGGAGUGUCCUCUAUAUUUUAGUGUGCAGUGCCACCCUAUGACAAAGACAGGUAAGCAAGAUCUCAGCAGGUGAGAGGCAAAACCAGGCCUUUUUCUCAUUGCACAUGUACACAGCAAAGAGGCACAGGAUAUCUUCAAUGCUCUAUGCACAGCACCACACCAGGGCCUGAUUCUGUUAUUCUGGCUGUCAACUUAGUCUUGCUGGAAAAGUGCUCUAAAUUUUAAUAAACCACUUGCUGAAGACUCUGCUUGAUAAAAAAAAAAAAAUCUGCAAAAUUAACUCUCAAAAUUAGAUAAUACUUGGUAAAUUAUUUACGGAUUUAUUUAUUUUUUUAA
Molecule: messenger RNA, 4982 nt
Organism: Passer domesticus (house sparrow)
Lineage: Eukaryota; Metazoa; Chordata; Aves; Passeriformes; Passeridae
Gene: SVOPL
Product: SVOP like
Exons: 15
Coding region: 1197-2714 (505 amino acids)
Biological process (GO): transmembrane transport
Cellular component (GO): membrane
Molecular function (GO): transmembrane transporter activity
Source: RefSeq, a predicted model, not a curated record